This is a messenger RNA of Plasmopara halstedii, 1125 nucleotides long. RefSeq lists its product as uncharacterized. Bases 1 to 1125 code for a protein of 374 amino acids. The record is from RefSeq and is a predicted model, not a curated record. NCBI's taxonomy places the organism in Eukaryota, Oomycota, Peronosporomycetes, Peronosporales, Peronosporaceae. The transcript has 2 exons.
AUGGUAGCAGUGCGUUUCUCGGCGUCAAAGGUGGCCCUGGUCACCGGGCUGCACGACUAUGGCGAUGUGACGGAGGAGCUAUUGAAUUGUGUCUAUCAAGAUCGAGAAGAGUUGCUGAAGAGAGAUGCUAACCGACUGCAAUUACGAAUCGUGUCUAAAGACCAAGAGCUGGAGCUGCUCGUGCGAAAGAGUGGAGCGGCUGUGGCUUCGAAGCUUCGGGCAGCGCUGUGUUGGUCUAAAGAGAAGUCGUCCCCCGCGCGUGUAGCAGUAGCUCAACAGCUACUGACGGACAUUAACAAGAGGCUAGCCGAGGCACAAAAGGCAGACAAACUUGCGAAGGCUGAGGUGCGCGAAGUGCGCAAGCUGCUGGUCGAAAAGAUCAACACAAGUGUUGGCACACGCAACGAAUUGCUGGCUCUGAGGGCUUACGAGCGACAAAUCGGGUCCAAGGUGCGGCUUACGAACGAGCAUUUCUAUUUCCUGACUUUUCCUUUUCCGCCAAAGACAAAUAGAACGUAUGAUGCAAAUGAAGAGACUUGUAUGGACUAUGUUUUGCUGGCUGGUCAAGGGCAACGCUCAAUGACAGUUAAACGGCCGUCCAGACGAGCCCAUAGUUCCACCAAAGAAACUUUGACCAAUAAAGAAGUCAAUGAAUUUUCUAAGGACGGCCUAUUUUCUAUAUGUGGCAUGGUAGACGGAGUGGCUGAUGUGCUGACCAUAUCCUCCGAAGAUGAGUGGGGGUUAACUCCUGUAGUUGUGGAGAUCAAAAAUCGCAUGCGAGGAUUUCGUUCGCCACUGCCGCUUUACGAUCAGGUACAAUUAGCGGUAUAUAUGAAAAUGCUCGGUGUUGAGCACGGCGACUUGGUGCAAUGCAUUUACGGCGCUAAUCACCAGCCCUCCAUUCAAGUAUCGCGCGUGUCGCUGAAUGUAGCACCGCUUCAUCUUUCAGCGUCCUCAACACAGAAAGAGUUAGACUUGUGGGCAGAAGUGAUUGUACCACGACUAUAUGCCUUUACAGCUACUGUGCAAAAGCUACGUGAUAACGAAUUGCUGCGACUCAGCUUUUUAAACGGUACCGGAGAAGAGCGACGCGCUUUAUUGCGGGUAGAAUGUUAUUACUUAUAG